CGAUGACCUUCACCCUCACCCCAGUCAACCUCUUCCACGCACACGACUACAACGAACUCCAACGCCAACGCCAAAUCAGCGGCUGGCACUUCUCCGACCCGCACCUCCUAUCCUGGGGAGCCAAGCAAGCCGCGAACCUGAAAUCCCUAUUCUGGAUCGCCAUCCCCAACCCGAACGCCACCAACAGCCCCAUCCGCGCAGGUCACAUCUCAUUCGACUUGUACGCCGAUCCCCCUGACGCGGGGCUCACCCAAACCCGACCGAUCCAUCGUGACCAUCCAGACGUUCUUCAUCCUCUCCGAAUACGGAGUACCACCAGCGGAGUCGGUCGCCAGACCAUAGAGCAAGUGAAGCAAUUAGCGAGAUCAGAACCGUACGGCAGCGCAGAACGCAAAUAG
Molecule: messenger RNA, 398 nt
Organism: Aspergillus heteromorphus CBS 117.55
Lineage: Eukaryota; Fungi; Ascomycota; Eurotiomycetes; Eurotiales; Aspergillaceae
Exons: 1
Source: RefSeq, a predicted model, not a curated record